Molecule: messenger RNA, 970 nt
Organism: Mesocricetus auratus (golden hamster)
Lineage: Eukaryota; Metazoa; Chordata; Mammalia; Rodentia; Cricetidae
Product: vomeronasal type-1 receptor 4-like
Exons: 1
Coding region: 26-970 (314 amino acids)
Biological process (GO): G protein-coupled receptor signaling pathway
Cellular component (GO): membrane
Molecular function (GO): pheromone receptor activity
Source: RefSeq, a predicted model, not a curated record
UCAUAUCUCAAGCAUCGCUGAGGUGAUGUUGCCAAGCAACACCAUCUUGGUGGGUUUCUUGAUAUCCCAGCUCUGCCUGGGUGUCAUAGGGAACUGGUUGCUCUUCAUGCUGUAUGCGUAUGGCUUCUUAGUCAAAGCUCGCUCCAGCAGACCUAUCGAUCCCAUUUUCAUGCACCUGAUGGUAGUCAAUAUAUUGACGAUCAUAUUUGCUAUGCUACCGCAUAUCAUGUCAUCCUUUGGAGUCAGAUAUUUUCUGAAUGAUGCUGGCUGUAAGGCAGUUUUAUAUGUGUUCAGAGUCACCCGGGGUCUGUCCAUCUGCACCACCUCUAUUCUGAGCACAUUCCAAGCCAUCACCAUCACUCCCAGUUAUUCUAAAUGGGCGUGGCUUAAGCCUAAACUCCCUAUGUGGAUGUUUUGCUCCUUCCUGUUUUCCUGGUUUGUCAAGCUGCUCAUAUAUGUGCACAUCAUUGAGACUGUGAUGGCGAAAAUCAAUGACACUAAUAUUGAUUAUGGAUAUUCUCAUGCUUACUGUAAAAGACUACCUAAUUACCCCAAACAAGGAUUAUUCCUGAGUAUUAUCACAAUAGGAGACAUCUUCUUUAUGACCAUCAUGAUAUGGACCAGCCUCUACAUGGUGUCUCUCCUUUACAGACACCGCAGAAUAACCCGGCAUCUCCACAACCCAAGCCUCUCCAGCCAGCCAUCUCCUGAACGCAGAGCCACUCACAGCAUCUUAUUGCUGGUGAGCUGUUUUGUGUUCUUUUAUUUGUUGAACAACUUCAUCACCCUUUGUGGAUUUUAUACAGGUGAAAGAAAGCCAACAUUGGGGGCAGUCGUUAUAAUUGUGUCAUCAUUCUACCCCACUCUCUGCCCCUUUUUAUUGAUGAGCAAUAAUAGAAUAAUUUCACAGUUUAUUUCUUCUUUGUCAACACCGAGAAUUAUCUGUUUUCAAAGAGCAUUCGGUGGCUGA